GUACAUUGUGACUCCUCCUGGAAAGCAGUGAUGCUGAAAUCUGCCAGGGCUGGAUCAGCUCAGUCCCGUGUAGUGCUUCUGCCAGCUGGCAGUGCAGAAGAGCUCUGCUUUCCCUGCCUCCUCCUCCUCCUCCUCUGCAGCGUGAAAACCUCCACAUGCUGUGUUUUCAUGAAAGCCUCAAACCAGCUGAGAGUACAGCUUUCUAACCUGUGUGAGUGAGCUGGAGUCUGGGAAGGAUUCACCUGUCUGCUAACUGAAUUUACAAAGGCUGAAAGUCCAGGUACUUUCAGGUGAGUGGAGGACAGGACAGCAAUGGGACUGUGACUACAUGGAGAAUGUGCUCUGGGGCUACAGCUCAUCCACGCUCUGCUCCACUCCCCCUGUUGCAGGGAACCAUGGAGAACAUGUGCUGAGAUCAAGUGCCAGGCAGGAGCAGCAGCGGGCUAAUGAAGAUGGAGAAUGACACAGGGGAUGAGCAGAACCACACCGGGCUUCCGCUGUCAAGCCAGGAGAUCAUUACAGCUGAAUACCAAGUGGUUACCAUCCUCUUGGUCCUCCUCAUUUGCGGACUGGGCAUCGUGGGCAACAUCAUGGUGGUUUUGGUUGUCCUCAGAACCAAACACAUGAGAACUCCCACUAACUGCUACCUGGUGAGUCUGGCUGUGGCAGAUCUCAUGGUGCUUGUGGCUGCAGGACUCCCCAAUAUCACAGAAAGUCUGUACAGAUCCUGGGUAUAUGGCUAUGUGGGGUGUCUCUGCAUCACUUAUCUCCAGUACCUAGGGAUCAAUGCUUCUUCUUUUUCCAUCACUGCUUUCACUGUCGAGAGAUACAUAGCUAUCUGCCACCCAAUCAAAGCUCAGUUCCUAUGCACUUUUUCAAGAGCCAAAAAGAUCAUUAUUUUUGUCUGGGCUUUCACCUCCAUAUACUGUAUGCUCUGGUUUUUCCUGCUAGACCUCAAUACAGUAGUCUACAAAGACACCACUGUUGUCUCUUGCGGCUACAAGGUGUCCAGGAGCUAUUACUCUCCUAUCUACAUGAUGGACUUUGGUAUAUUUUAUGUUUUGCCAAUGGUAUUGGCGACUGUCCUCUAUGGCCUGAUUGCUAGAAUACUGUUCCUGAACCCCAUCCCUUCGGACCCAAAAGAACACUCUAAGGCAUGGAGGAAUGACGUGGCUCACCAAAACAAGCCUGUGAAUUCCAAGAUGACUAACAGGAGUUUCAAUAGCACUAUUGCUUCUAGAAGGCAGGUCACCAAGAUGCUGGCUGUGGUGGUCGUCCUAUUUGCAUUUCUGUGGAUGCCCUACCGAACACUGGUGGUCGUCAACUCCUUUCUCUCUAGCCCUUUCCAAGAAAACUGGUUCCUGCUAUUUUGCAGAAUCUGUAUUUAUUUAAACAGUGCCAUCAAUCCUGUAAUUUACAAUCUCAUGUCCCAGAAAUUCAGAGCAGCCUUCAGGAAACUCUGCAACUGCCAGCAGAAGCGGGACAAAAAACCUGCCAGUUACAGUGUGGCCCUAAAUUAUAAUGUCAUCAAAGAGUCUGAUCACUUCAGCACUGAACUAGAAGAUAUUACUGUCACCAAUACCUAUCUCUCCUCUGCGAAAACAUCUAUUGGUGACACGUGUUUGUCGUCCGGGGUAACAGAUAAUGCCUUUUGAUAUUUGGUAUGUAUUCCUCAUGAAGCAGAGCAUGUUGAUGUGCAGUAGGUGGUGCUGGGAUAGCUUUCAGGUGAGGCAGAGAAGCUAAGGCCAAGCAGGGUAAGGUUGGUGGUGACGAAUGAUGCAUCACAAAAUGGGGCACUGUCACUGCACUGUGGGGAGGGAGAACUGCUCAGGUC
Molecule: messenger RNA, 1834 nt
Organism: Cygnus olor (mute swan)
Lineage: Eukaryota; Metazoa; Chordata; Aves; Anseriformes; Anatidae
Gene: TRHR
Product: thyrotropin releasing hormone receptor
Exons: 2
Coding region: 447-1655 (402 amino acids)
Biological process (GO): phospholipase C-activating G protein-coupled receptor signaling pathway
Cellular component (GO): membrane
Molecular function (GO): thyrotropin-releasing hormone receptor activity
Source: RefSeq, a predicted model, not a curated record